This is a messenger RNA of Ylistrum balloti, 4232 nucleotides long. Its product is annotated as activated CDC42 kinase 1-like. The coding region runs from base 1 to 3582 and encodes 1193 amino acids. Gene Ontology annotation, biological process: protein phosphorylation. Gene Ontology annotation, molecular function: ATP binding; protein tyrosine kinase activity; protein binding. The transcript is spliced from 13 exons. The record is from RefSeq and is a predicted model, not a curated record. Lineage: Eukaryota; Metazoa; Mollusca; Bivalvia; Pectinida; Pectinidae.
AUGAGUGAGGAAGACGGUCAGGAAUGGCUGUACGACUUACUGACCGAGGUCCAGCUCGAACAGUUUUACACCAAAUUAAGGGAUAACCUCCAAGUGACCAGGUUGGCUCAUUUUGACUAUGUCAAAGGAGAAGAUUUGGAAAAGAUUGGCAUGGGCAAGCCAGCCAUCCGUCGCCUCCUGGACACGGUGAAACGCAAAAGGACAUCAAGGAAGUCGCGCAUCUUAGAAAAGAUUCUGCCAAGCACCAAACCUUCUGAAAAGUCCAAUGGAAGCAACAGUAAGAAAGCAUCAGGUUCUCCGGUCAAGUAUACAGGCGACCACACCCUCACAUGUCUCAUCAGUGAACGGUCACUAGAGCUGACGGUCAAGCUUGGUAACGGAUCAUUUGGUGUGGUUAGAAGAGGCUCAUGGACAACACCAUCAGGAAAUAAGAAAAGUGUCGCCGUUAAGAUCCUCAGAAAUGAUGCUUUGUCUCAGCCAGGUGCCUUUGAAGAUUUUGUGAAGGAAGUGAAUGCCAUGCAUAUGCUGGACCAUCCCAACCUGAUACGACUCUAUGGAAUUUGUCUUUCCUGUCCCCUUAUGAUGGUGACUGAGCUGGCACCAGGUGGCGCCCUUUUGGACAAGUUACGCAAGGAACAGGAGAAAUUGUUGAUCAGUACUCUGUGCGAGUAUGCCAUUCAGAUCGCCACCGGCAUGAGUUUUUUGGAGUCUAAGAGAUUCAUACACCGUGACCUUGCCUGCAGGAAUGUACUACUAGCAUCAGAAGACAAGAUAAAGAUUGGAGAUUUCGGAUUGAUGAGAGCACUCCCCAGUCAAGAGGAUCACUAUGUCAUGUCAGAGCAGAAAAAAGUACCAUUUGCCUGGUGUGCGCCAGAGAGCUUGAAAUCUCGCCAGUUCUCACAUGCCAGUGAUACCUGGAUGUUUGGGGUGACACUGUGGGAGAUGUUCACAUAUGGACAGGAGCCAUGGAUGGGUUACAAUGGAUCACAGAUUUUACACAAGAUUGAUGUUGAAGAUGAAAGACUACCAAAACCUGCACAUUCCCCAACUGACAUUUACCAACUCAUUCUGCAGUGUUGGUCAUACGAGGCAGAGAGACGACCCACAUUUGUGGCUCUGAAGGAUUUCCUGACUGAGGUGAGACCACCUGAUAUGAAGGUCACUCAAGCUUUCUGUGAGGUCGGUAAACUUGAGAUUGAGGAAGGCGAUUAUGUAACAGUCAUUGAUGGCAGACCAGAUUGUUACUGGUGGAGGGGCCAGAACAAGAGGACAACCAGAAUUGGUACAUUCCCACGUCAGUGUGUGGACCCUCAGAGACGUCUCGCUAGCAAUGAUAUCAGCAAGCCACUGAAAAACAGUUUUAUACAUACUGGUCAUGGUGAUCCAGGCGGCAAGAACUGGGGGGAUCCAGGCAAGAUUGAUGAAGUUUACCUGAGGAACCCAAUGGAGCCACCUGACCUCCAAGAAGUUGUUCAUGAUGUUCGUCCAACGCAGCUUCCUAGUCGCAGUAAAAGGCCAUUUACCAAUCAGUUCAAGAUGUUCAACUAUAAUAAGUUGGUUAACGAAGAAUCCGGAAGUGCUUUUAAACCCACGGCAGUAGGCAAGGCCACUGCAAUAGUAACAGCCACAGCCAGUAAUCCUUCUACCCCUACCGGACAUGGCAACACAUUUCCUAGGGUAUCUAAAAGUGUUCCCACGCCUGACGACAAACCUCUGAUUGAUUUGAGUGAUGAGUUAGAGAGUACUGAUUCACAAUUCGCCAUGAAACAGUCAGCACCAAGUACAAUAUGUUUGUUUGAUUCCCUUCUCAACAACUCGGCUACACAAUAUGGGAAUGUUGAGCUUCAGAAACCUUUACUACAUGACAACACGACAUCAUCAGAUCCAUUUGAGGUGCAUAAUUCAUUAAAAGUGAUAUUUCCGUCAGGUGUACAGAACUUGUCCGGCGGUGUAAAGGGGACUCAAAGUGUGAACACGUCUGUGAAAGGAACUAAUAGCCUGCCUGGUUCCUUGAAACAUAAUCCCACAAGACCAGCAAGGCAUCCUAUUGUGUACAGUCGGACACAUUCUACAGAGGAAAAAGUGACUAAUGUGAAAAAAGAGGCACAUUCAGCUGGGGCUCCUGUGCCGCCACCAAGGGGGGAUAACUCCGGAUAUGAUACGCAACCAAGUACUGUGAAAAACAGCUCUCAAAGUGCAGCAUAUGCUGACAAGAGUUAUUCUGAUUCAGCAGAAGAUAAACAUGAUUCGACAAAUGUGCAAUCCAACAGUGAAUUUCCAGAGAGUAAGAUUACCAUUUCCAAGUCACCUUGCCAUAAUGCUUCAGUAUCAUCACAUGUUUCCAUGGAAUCUAAACAAAUUGGUCAUUUUGACCAAGGAAACAUCGGUGUAUGUGAAAAAGACAAAGGAAAAAACUCACAGAAAACUGAUCGAGCCUUUGAUUGGUUGAAAGAUGCAAUAAGUAAUUUUUCUGUGGCGUCAUCAGACAAGCGAUGUGUUGGUGUGCCACCUAUGUACGAUGAUGUUCCAGUUGAGGAGCAAAACAACGUCAGUGUAGUCAAACCAAAACCCUGUUUUGCUGGAAUGGUUUCGCAUAGCUCUAUACCCAGGUAUGACGAGGUUCCAACCGAAAUUGACAUUUCUGACAUCAAACAGCAGGAGCACUAUGCUCCCCAGAGCACGUUCUCAGAUGCAAUGAGUUGGGAUUCAUUUGAUUCAGACUUUGAUGAUGACCCUGUGACUGGCAGUCUUGCGGCUUCGGCUCCAGUGGCUGUAACUGAGAAACAACCAGAAAGUGAGGGGGAGGAUGCACCCCCUCCCCUACCCCCCAGGGAUUACUUGUCGAGUAGUUUGGACACAGGGAGGGGGAACUAUUGUACAACUAAAGACAAACCAAAACCUAGAAUCUUUCCUAUGGUGCAAGAUGGGAAACAGUUGAGCCAUACUCAUUAUUUUCUUAUCCCAUCGCGGGAUGAAAAGAAAGACAGUUAUUCCCCAAACACUGCGGAAGUCAAACCUUUCAUGGUGGACGGGUGCCAUGUAGACAAUUCGUUACAAUAUAACAGGUCAACGUCCCGGCAUGACUACCAAAAUCUCACAGAAGUCCAGAUCAGUGCCAAACGUCAUUCGUCUGCAAGUGAUGAUUUGUCUUGGACGGGGAUGACAGGAAUGAAAGCAAUCAACCAAGACACGGAUUCUCGUAAAUUUUCCCCAAAGAGUAAUAAGGUUGGGAAUUAUCCUGGUCCUAAACGUUCUCAGCCACGCUCCAUGCCACGUCCUAGUUACAACACCUCUGUUGAUCCAGGCAUGAUGUCAUCCUCACCGAGAGAAAAAGUUUUCCAUGUGAUGAACAGUGUACUCGGAGUGACGGAUGACGAAUGUCAUGCUGCGCUCUGUCACUGCCACUGGGAUAUUGAAGAAUCCAUAAGAUACCUCAAGGUGGAACAACUCUUCAGACUUGGGGUCACCUCACGUACACAUUGUGAGAGUUUACUUAAAGCAUUGAAUUGGAAUUUAGAACUUGCUAGUUCUGUGAUGCUUGAUGAACUGAAAUCUGCCGUAUCUAUGGAAUCUACUGUGUAACAUCAUUAUUGUUCAUUCUGUUACAUUUGAUUUAAUUGACUUUUGUCAUGCCUCGUUGGAGAUAAAACCAUUAAUUUGCCUGGUUGUUUUCAUUUUUCUUGUGAAAAACAUGUUUAUCUUUAUUGUUCCAGUAACCUAACCAGUUUCCAAUCCAACUGGAAUUUUUUUCUUUAAUUUUUCACUGGAGAUGCAGGACAAAUUCAUCAAAACGAUGCAUAACUUUUUUAAUACAUUAAUUUUACACACAUUACACAUCUAUGGAUUGUCAGGUAUUGAAUGUAGUGAUAGGCAGAUCGUUGUAGACCACUUUCAAUUGUCAGUGCUAUUUACUCUCAUUGCUUUUUUUCUUUUAAUGAACUCACAUUUCUCAGCAACAUUGUAUGGGAAUAGCAACAUUAUUUUGAUAAAUUUCAGGGCACUUUCAGUAUAUUUGAAACAAGAUUUCUACCACAGCAGGUAGGGUGUUGUUCAGUUCCUAGGGUAUGAAUUAAUCGUAACGACUGUUUUAUAAGUCUACACCUCACAUGAAGUAAACUGUUUAUGUGUUUUGAUUGGCUGUCAUAGUGAACUUUGACAGUAAGGACACUUCACACACUCAAGGAAAUAAAACAUGCAAGAAAUAGAUCACAUUUUUUAAAAUAGUAAUUUGA